GUGAUCGAUCAUGCCCGCCGGAACAUCUGGUCAGCUGUCGUCUCGCCGACCCGCGGGAGUAAAUCAUCAUAUCAACUCGCGCGCCUCGAGGCUCGGUUAGAGCUGCGUCGGCCAUAUGCUAUGUUUCCCCGAGUGGGCACGGAGUGUAGCGGUGUCAUGGAAUUAUUAUUGGCAUAUCGCAUGUCUGGGUCAAGGGCAAAGGGCAAUUACACAUACCAGCCUCAAGGCACUGUCCACUUGUCUUCCAUACCGAUCUUGAAUGCAAAGCGGCCGGCAUGGGAUAUUCAACGGACGUAUCUCCCUGGAGGGGAAGAUGUUUACAAUUCUGGUGCGGUAGACGAACAAGAAACCAGACACCGUUCUCGUCAGUCGCGCCCUCCUUGAGUCAAUGAGCACACCCAGAACCUAAGAAGUCGAUCAUGCAAACCCAUUAAUUUUACAACUAUUCAACCCGUCCCGCGCAGAUCAUCGAUGAAAGGAGUCCCAGAGCCUAGACAAUCAAUCGCGUAACAGACAGAUAUCUCGCACAAGCCCCGAGCCCGCCGGAUAGCACAGCGGCGAGUGGAGAUCCGCAGCGGUUAGCGUGAAGGCGAGUGUGGAGAUGAAUGGGUUGUCGGAAAUCCAUGCAUGCGGGUUGGGAUCUCGUCAUGCGUGCGAGGCUAGGGAGGCUAUGCGUUCGCGUGAUUGUGUUAUUCCAGAGAGCGGUCAAGUCGACCUGUCCAGCUCGGACGGAGCAUGCCGCCGUGGUGUUGACAAGCGAGAUGAGAUGACUCUGCCCGUAGCGAGCGGCAAAGGCAGCUGUGGAGCGAGACCCAGCGGGCAGUCCAUGAGCGAGAAUAAGCAGGGAUGGACACGUGGCCUGACGUUUUGCGUGGCAGUGUUCAAUCACAUGCCGACCCU
Messenger RNA from Mycena citricolor, 900 nucleotides. NCBI's taxonomy places the organism in Eukaryota, Fungi, Basidiomycota, Agaricomycetes, Agaricales, Mycenaceae. The record is from the annotation of a GenBank genome assembly.